AUGAACUUAAGAGCAAAGAAGCAAGUCCUGAUAACGGACCUCCUGAACAAAAGUGCCCCUACCAAAGUUAACAAUCAAAAGUAAAGCAAAAGAGCGUAGUAAAGUAAUAAAAACUCUGAGAGAGACUAAAAAUUAGACCAUGAUCUGAGAAAUGAUCAUAAGAGUAAGAAUAGAAACAAAUCAAAUAACUAAGGUGCCAGAAACAACUCAGAAGUUCCAAAAACUAAAAAGAGAGGAAGGCAAGAGUUUGAGAGAGAUCUACAAGAAGAAGAGAAGAUGACAAAUAAAUAGACAAAAAAUAGAAAAGCAGACAAAAUCAAAGUAAAUAUUUCACCAAAGAGAAAUCAGCACUAAACAAAGAAUAAAAAAUCUAAGCAGCGAGAAUCUGAUGCUGAUAUGAUAGUUCAAGACUUAGCAGCUAUCAGUAAUAUCUAGCUUAGAGGCAAAAGAAUGAAAAAGGAUGAAUCUAAGCAUGAUGAUAAUGAGAUGAUUACCUUAAGAGAUAUAAAGUCAAAUAACAGAGGUAGAAAUAAAUCACUAGCAGAAGCCUAAAGUGAUUAAAAGCAGGUUUAAAUCAGAUAAGUAAUUUCUCAUAACUUAGGAGUUAGAAAGAUUGUAGCGCUCCAGAAUGGCUAACCUCAUAAAAAUCAGUCAAAUUAAUUAGUUAAUAAGCAGGUCGAGAUGAAGUAAGAUGAGCCUGCUUAGAAGUCGAAGCAAAGAGGCAGACCUAAGUUUGUCAAAAUAAAUGAAGACUUAAAUGACUCUCAGACUAAUAUUAUAAAAUCUAAUAAUCAUCUUAACAUCUAGCUUGACACCUAGCGGGCAAAGAGCAAGCAUAGAAAAUUCAAAAUUCAAAAUAAAAGUUUAGAUAUUAUUGACAUUGAUUGCGAUGAAAGAGUAAAUAACAAAAAGUAGUCUAGAAAAAGUUUGUCUGCUGAUGCGAAGCAAACUAAACCAGUCUUUGUGGAGUAGAGUAUUACUAAUUAGAGAGUUCUAAGAAACUACAAUAUUCUUAUGAAUAAGAAAGAUUAGCAUAAUGCCUCAGUGGUAUUCAAGAACGAAGAUAUGAAGUUAAAGACUCUUUAUAUCAAAUUGAACAACGAGGACAACAAGGAGGAAAUAAGCGAAAGCGAAAUUAUCUAUAGAAGAGCUGUUUAGGAAUUUCUCAAUGAGAAUCCAGAAUUCAACCAGCUCAAUUAAUUUAUGAAAAAAAGAAAGCAAAAGGUUAAGAAGGAUCUUCUAGAAUCUGAGGGAUUGUUUGAGGUGUACAAGUAAUGGUAGCCUAUGAAAUAAAGAGCAGAUGUUGGAAAGAAGCAAUUCUAUGAUAAAAUUUGA
Molecule: messenger RNA, 1335 nt
Organism: Stylonychia lemnae
Lineage: Eukaryota; Ciliophora; Spirotrichea; Sporadotrichida; Oxytrichidae
Source: the annotation of a GenBank genome assembly